Molecule: messenger RNA, 2785 nt
Organism: Pangasianodon hypophthalmus (striped catfish)
Lineage: Eukaryota; Metazoa; Chordata; Actinopteri; Siluriformes; Pangasiidae
Gene: tbce
Product: tubulin folding cofactor E
Exons: 17
Coding region: 128-1729 (533 amino acids)
Biological process (GO): protein folding
Molecular function (GO): alpha-tubulin binding
Source: RefSeq, a predicted model, not a curated record
GUUUUUACGGACCGUGAUUUUGUGUGCACCAUUUCGCACUGGUAGAGGUGUAACUGAUGGAAGAGGAACGUCAAAGCGGAUUGCAUUAAAACCAUAAAAAAAGAAACUGAUUCAAGUGUAGUGUGUGAUGAGGAUUCAAGAGCAGGAUCGACUCGUGAUGGAGCAGGUGCCUGAGGACGCUGUGGGCAGGCGGGUGUUGUGUGAUGGAGAACGGGCCACGGUGCGAUACGUCGGGACAGUUCCACCUACCGCAGGAUUGUGGCUUGGUGUGGAGUGGGACAAUCCAGAGAGAGGCAAACAUGAUGGAAGCCAUGAAGGAGUUCGCUACUUCACCUGCAGUCACCCAACAGGUGGCUCAUUUGUGCGACCUAAAAAAGUCAGCUUUGGCGUGGACUACCUGUCUGCAGUAAAGCAGCGCUAUGAGCUGGAGCUGGAUCAGGCCAUUGGAGAGGAGGUAACGAUCUCCACCAAGACUGUGAAGAUGGUCGGCUUUGAGUCCAUUCUGGAAAAACAGCGGGUGGAGAAUCUGACAGAGAUCGCUCUCAUAAACUGUGAAGUGUCAGGUCCAGGGCCUGAAAAUGAAAUCAGGAAGAGCACACCGAAUGCAGUUUCUCUGGAUCUCUCUGGAAAUCUGCUGAGCUCAUGGGAGGUCGUGGCAACAAUUACAGAGCAGCUAGAGGAACUGCAGGUACUCUGCCUCAGCCAUAACCGACUAAGGAUUUCCUCGAACCCAUCCAACCUGAGCCACGCCUUCUCCCAUCUAAGAGUCCUGAUGCUUAACAGCUGUGCUAUCACCUGGUCUCAGGUGCUCCAGUGCGCUCCCAUGUGGCCACAAAUAGAAGAGCUUUUUCUCAACGAUAAUAAUAUAACUGAACUAAAAAGGCCUGUAGAUGUGUUGCAAGGUUUGAAGGUUCUUGACUUGUCCAACAACAGCUUAAUGCAGGAAAGUGUACUACAGUUAUCACAUCUACCCAGAUUGGAGACGCUGAACCUCUGCAGCACAGGACUGUCUGUCAUUCAGUUCAGUGACACGUUACCAGGCACCAAGACUUCAGCGUUCCCUGCACUGAAGAUUCUUUUACUUGAUAACAAUAACAUUUCUGAGUGGGCUGUUAUUAAUGAGCUGGAGAAGCUGAGGGCUUUGGUGCAGUUGUCCUGUAAUCGAAACCCCCUGAUAGAUUUGGAGAAGAACCGCGAGACAACUCGGCAGCUCCUCAUCGCCCGCAUCAGCCAGCUGGAGAUACUCAACAGGAGUCAGGUGCUGCAGGAGGAGAGAAGAGGUGCUGAGCUGGAUUACUGUAAGAAGUUUGGUCGUGCUUGGCUGCAGGCUGGAGGCCACAGUGAUCCGCAACUGAACCGACCCAGUGCAGAGUUUAUAGCACAGCACCCUCGCUACCUGACGCUCAUCCAGAAAUAUGGUGCACCUGAGGAAGAGGAGCUGAAGGAGCAGAAACCUUUUGCUCUGAAAGACCAACUGCUGACGAUUACGUUCGAGUGUCCUGAGGACACAGACAGGAAACCCAUACAGAAGAAGCUUCCAGGCUCAAUGAUCGUUCAGAAAGUGAAGGGACUGCUGUAUAGAUUAUUGAAACUACCAGGUGCUGAGCUACACCUCACCUACACCAGCUCAAAGAUGGCAGGUAAAGAGAUCAGUAUCGACAAUGAUCUGAAGCCACUGCAGUUCUUCUCUAUAGAAGAUGGGGACAGAAUUCUGGUGCGCUGGUCCUGAGGACACAGUUAGAGCCCAGUGGACUCUGGGUGAUGUUAGUCACCUGCCAUAACACGCUAAUACAGAAUGCUGCACAACGUGAACUCCUCCCACUCUUCUCUCCAUCUUUUCCCAAUGUCUGGACACACGCUGAUGCUGGAAGGUCUGCAGAGAGAAUGGUCAUACAUUUCAUGUGUCUCUGUCUGCCUAGGGACAGACAGAAUGAUUUAAUGAAAUAAUGCUUGUAAAUAAUUAAGUUAUGCCUUGAUUUUACAUCUGUAGAGGUUGUGUAGAGAGGAGUCUGUGUUCUCUGUGGUCUUGGAACCUUCUGAGGAAACAUGCUUUGUUCCAUCAUUCCCAUCAAACUGCAGUUAUCCACAGCAGGUGGCUUAGAAGCAGUUGAGUGUGGUGGGUUUGUGUAAGAUGUAUUAGGUUGUGUGGUAUGUUGUUGAAUAUACAACUCUAGUUUCUGGCUAGAAACCAAACCAAAAAUAAUUAACAUCAACCAAUUAUCAGGAUGGAGAGUAAAUCACUAGGUCUGUCAGCUUCUUCUUCUAGCUCUUUGGUUUCUGUUGGUUAAUUGCUACUGUGCUCUCUUCCUCUCUUCUCCCUCUCACUCCCUCUCAUCUACCUCUGGCCCUGUCCCCAAAUUUCAUAAGCAUCAUAUGAAAAUAUUUGAAAUGGGACAAACUAUACCUGCGUGGCUUUUAGUAUACUUUGUGGGGAGCGGUAAAUAUACCCUCUGGUAAACUGAGCAACUGUUAGUAAUUGCUGAUAUUUGAAAAUGAAGUACAGGAGGGUGGGUCAUUAUGUGAACGCUUACAUUUGACAAAUCAGCUAUGUUCCGUAUGACAAGCUCCAUAACACGUUAAUCCACAGAAUACAAUACGAUGUCCGUCCUCCCCCAGGGAUUACUGUACACUCAUACACUUUAACUACUGCAAUACUCUGUAACAAUUUUACCACUUCUCUAAAUAGUACUCUCUUGUUGAAGUAGUACAAUGUUGCACUUCUCUAAAUAGUACUCUCUUGUUGAAGUAGCAAAUUUAAUGGAGGAAUAAAAGAUUUCAGAAAGUC